Molecule: messenger RNA, 4093 nt
Organism: Stegostoma tigrinum
Lineage: Eukaryota; Metazoa; Chordata; Chondrichthyes; Orectolobiformes; Stegostomatidae
Gene: rps6kal
Product: ribosomal protein S6 kinase a, like
Exons: 21
Coding region: 144-2300 (718 amino acids)
Biological process (GO): protein phosphorylation
Molecular function (GO): ATP binding; ribosomal protein S6 kinase activity; magnesium ion binding
Source: RefSeq, a predicted model, not a curated record
UGUUCCAGUCUGUGCCGGAGUCGUUGGCGGUGUCUGUGUGGCUGACGGUGAGAGUCUGCCCGCAGCCAGUCCGUGUCCUCCCGCCGCCGCCGCCGCCGCCGCAGCAACAUGAACAACGGCCGCGCCUGGCGGCGGGACUAGGGAUGCCGUUUGUCCAGCUGGAGGAGCACUGGCAAAAAAUGGAAGUGUCGAGCGUGAGUGAGGAUGAAGGAAGAUUCAAGGAGAUUGCAAUCACACAUCAUGUGAAGGAAGGUUGUGAGAAGGCUGAUCCCACCCAAUUUGAAUUGCUGAAGGUUCUUGGCCAGGGAUCUUUUGGAAAGGUCUUUCUGGUUAGAAAGGCAGUUGGCCCUGAUGCUGGACAGUUGUAUGCAAUGAAGGUAUUGAAGAAAGCCACGCUAAAAGUGCGGGAUCGUGUCCGAACAAAAAUGGAACGAGAUAUUCUAGUUGAAGUAAAUCAUCCAUUUAUAGUUAAAUUACACUAUGCCUUUCAGACUGAAGGGAAACUUUAUCUAAUUUUGGAUUUCCUCAGGGGAGGGGAUGUAUUUACACGCUUAUCCAAAGAGGUCAUGUUUACUGAGGAAGAUGUCAAGUUCUACCUCGCAGAAUUGGCCCUUGCUUUGGAUCAUCUACACAGUUUGGGAAUAGUGUACAGAGAUCUAAAGCCAGAAAACAUUUUACUUGAUGAAGGAGGACAUAUCAAGUUAACAGAUUUUGGGCUCAGUAAAGAAUCAGUUGACCAAGAAAAGAAGGCAUACUCAUUCUGUGGUACUGUGGAGUACAUGGCACCAGAAGUAGUAAACAGGCGAGGUCACACACAGAGUGCAGAUUGGUGGUCAUUUGGUGUUCUUAUGUUUGAGAUGCUUACUGGUACAUUGCCAUUUCAAGGUAAAGACAGGAAUGAAACAAUGAACAUGAUACUGAAGGCGAAAUUAGGAAUGCCUCAGUUUCUUAGUCCAGAAGCUCAAGGUCUUCUCAGAAUGUUAUUCAAGAGAAAUCCUGGGAACAGACUAGGAGCUGGCCCUGAUGGAGUUGAAGAGAUCAAAAGGCAUCCAUUCUUUGCUACCAUUGACUGGAAUAAACUGGUCAGAAAGGAAAUUCAGCCUCCAUUUAAACCUGCUUCUGGGAAGCCAGAAGAUACUUUUUGCUUUGAUCCAGAAUUUACAGCUAAAACACCAAAAGACUCACCAGGAAUUCCACCUAGUGCUAAUGCACAUCAGCUGUUCAGAGGAUUUAGUUUUGUUGCAACCAAUGCAGUGGAAGAGGUCCAAAGCACCCCACUCUCAGCAGUACACCCUAUUGUGCAGCUUCACGGGAAUAGUAUGCAGAUCACUGAUGGAUAUGAGCUCAAAGAGGAUAUUGGCGUUGGUUCCUACUCAAUUUGCAAACGUUGCAUACAUAGAGUUACCAAUCUGGAGUUUGCUGUCAAGAUAAUUGAUAAGAGUAAACGUGACCCUUCAGAGGAGAUUGAAAUAUUAAUGCGCUAUGGACAGCAUCCAAACAUCAUUACUUUGAAAGAUGUAUAUGAUGAUGGCCGAUAUGUUUACCUUGUCACUGAACUAUUGAAAGGGGGUGAGCUGCUGGAUAGGCUCCUUCGGCAGAAGUACUUUUCCGAAAGAGAAGCCAGUGCUGUGCUAUUCACAAUAACAAAAACAGUGGAAUAUCUUCACUGCCAAGGGGUUGUACAUAGGGAUUUAAAACCAAGUAAUAUUUUGUAUAUGGAUGAAUCUGGCGAUCCUGAAUCUAUCCGGAUAUGUGAUUUUGGGUUUGCGAAACAGCUACGUGGUGACAAUGGCCUGCUUAUGACCCCAUGCUACACAGCCAACUUUGUGGCUCCUGAGGUUUUAAUGCGUCAAGGUUAUGAUGCUGCAUGUGACAUCUGGAGCCUUGGGGUGCUCCUAUAUACAAUGUUAGCUGGUUAUACUCCUUUUGCCAAUGGACCAAAUGAUACUGCAGAAGAAAUUUUAUUGCGAAUAGGAAGUGGCAAAUUCUCACUGAGCGGAGGCAACUGGGAUACAGUUUCAGAUGCAGCUAAGGAUUUAUUAUCCAAUAUGCUUCAUGUUGAUCCCCAUCAACGAUUCACAGCUGAGCAAGUGCUCAAGCACCCCUGGAUUGCUUGCCGGGAUCAGUUACCACAUUUCCAGCUAAACCGACAGGAUGCACCUCAUUUGGUAAAAGGUGCCAUGGCUGCUACAUAUUCUGCACUGAACCACAAGACGCUUCGUCCAGUGUUGGAGCCAGUUGCUGCUUCGAGUUUAGCCCAGCGCAGAGUAAUGAAAAAACUUACCUCAACGGACUUAUGAAAUAUAUAUGAACCAACAAUAUAUAACAUUUUUCAAUUGACUUGAAUGGCAUCAAGCUCCUGGAGGUUGCACUAACUGAAGAGUUUUUGCUUUUCCUUAUUUUUUACUUUGAGUAUUGGGAGAUCAAGCUACCAAAUCAGGAUUUGAGGGAUUGGGGUCACUGGAAGAUGUAAUAAUUUUAUCAUGACAAAAAAGUUUUUGAAGAUAACUCAUCUCAAAAAAUACAGACAGGUUUACAUCUUGAAAGUUGAAGCUUUGAAUGGCAUUUUUUAAAAAAGUGCAUAUGAAUUCUAAUCAAGGUGGCAACGGGUUCAGUAAAGUACGCAAGUGGAUCACUGGUGGCUACAUUCAGAGCUACUUUGCUAUUAUGUGAUCUUGUUCUGAAGCAUUGUUUAAUUAAACUUUGUAUUUUAUUUAUUUACUUUCAUUUUCAAGAAAUACAAUACUUAUAGAUAAAGUUUUAUUUUGAUGUCAAUUUAUAUAUUGUCAUUAAAAUAUCAUAUUGCACAUCACCUGGAUUGUAUUAAGUUGUCCAACAGCCUUAAAAUUGCUUCUUAACAGAGGUCCUUUAUUUGGUUUUCCACUCUUCCUGAAAUUGCUAGACAGCACUUGAAUUUGUGCAUCUUUUGUAAUUCGGUAAAUAUUAUCCAAGAGGAACAUUUCACAGUAUUUCACCUUUUGUCGUUCAGAUUUCACAGUGAAAUCUGGAAUGCGUCAACAUUUAGGGCAAACACAUGAAUCACACUGAGGUAGACGAUCCUGCAGUCCCUUCAAGUAGUAUCUAAAUAAAACAUUAUUGUAUAAAGUUAAUGUACUUCAUCUUCGUGUCUACCACAAUAAUACUUUGGUUUCUUUACUUUUCUGUGGAUUGUGAAGAUGAAGGUCACUAAAUUGCAUGGAGAAACUAAGACUCCAAUAUCACUUGUUCCAUAUUCUACUCAUGGUCAUAUUUUCAAACCAUAAACAAUCACUUGUAUAAUCGGCCAGAAUUGGCAUCUUGGCCUUAGGCGAACAAAAAACAUUAGAUGUUGUUUUUAACUUUUGUUUUGCUUUUCUGUUGUAAAUGUUGUUGCAUAUAUAUGUUACGUAUGUUAUGAGGGUCCUACACAACUUCAGUGUCGAUUGCAAUCCUUGCUGUGGAUGAAAUCCUUGACAUAUGCUACCUGAAUUAUACAAUUCAUAUAGCUGUCUCUCUCCAAUCCAGUUAUGCUUAUGAAAUUGCCUGCAAGCUAGAAGGACUACAUAUCUCUGAGGGACAUUGCUGAAAUUAUUUAUUGUGUCCAUUUUCCUAAAUUCAUAUAUGUCACUUCGGUGAAUUGUGCAGAGGUAUUUCUGCAGAACUUGGCCUUGGAUUUUGCCAUGCUGAUAACGGUGAGCCUGUUGGCACUCAGUAUUACUGAGUAACAUUGACAGCAACUUUAGCCAUAGCAAUGUUGAUAUUAGUGAUACUGUGUCCUUCCGUAAGGUUGCUGUUGCCGUCCUCUCAGGUGGAUUCUGCAUUGAAAUUUGUUUUGAGAUGUGAACUUGGGGAUUUUUGGGGAAAGUGAGGAAGAUAUUUAUAUGUAGCAAGUGGUAGUCACCUGAAACUUGCUGUUUACAAGGGUGGCAGGAGUGGAGGUCAUCAGUGAUUUCGAGAUGAACUUGGAUGGGACUUGAGGAACAUAAACUUGCAGGGCUGUAGGGUAGACCGAACAAUAGAACCGAUUAGAGAUAAUGGGAACUACAGAUGCUAGAGAAUCCAAGAUAACUAAGUGUGUAACUGGAUGAACUCAGCAGGCCAAGCAGCAUCUCAG